This is a messenger RNA of Synchytrium microbalum, 1572 nucleotides long. RefSeq lists its product as uncharacterized. Gene Ontology annotation, molecular function: monooxygenase activity; iron ion binding; heme binding. The record is from RefSeq and is a predicted model, not a curated record. Bases 1 to 1572 code for a protein of 523 amino acids. NCBI's taxonomy places the organism in Eukaryota, Fungi, Chytridiomycota, Chytridiomycetes, Synchytriales, Synchytriaceae. The transcript is spliced from 6 exons.
AUGGACAUUGUAAAACGCCAUAUCUCGCUCCUCGCUACGGCAAUUGCUAUAUCAUCCAUCCCAUUCUUUGGCCUGAUAUGGCUAACUCGCCCAAAAAACAAAUCAGUCCCAGGCCCACAAUUCUCCCUCCAAUUCCUCAAGCAAGUUAUGGCACACCGCAAAAACAACUCUAUGCACGAGUAUCUCGCCUCCGCAUCCAAAGCAUAUGGUCCCAUCGUCCGACUACCAGCUCCCAUUUUCGGUUUAAUGGAAGUCAUCUUACUCAGUGACGCCCCCGAAUCCAAAAGAAUCCUAAGCUCGCAGACCGAAUUUGAUCGUACCACGUUAAUGAAACGACUGUCAUUGUCUCCUCAUGCUCUGCCUGCUUUGGUUGGUGAUGAACAUAAACGACAUCGCAAAAUCUUGCAGCCUGCUUUUGCGCCAAAGACUUUUAGGCAGGUGCCUGCUGUUGUUGAUAAGGCUAUGCAGGAGCUGUUUGGGAUUUGGGAGAGGAAACGCCUGAAUGGGGAUCGGAUUGUUGAUGCAUCUGUACAUAUGAAGAGUCUCGUAGUCGAAGCACUUGGUGAAAUUCUGUUUGGAUAUCGUUUCGGAGGUGUCGCGGCCUUGGAAGCAGGGACCAUUGACAAGAAGUUUGAAAAUGCAGUCUUCCAGUUUGGACUCUUGACUACACGAAGAGCUCUCGUACCGAAGUUCUUGUGGGGAGUAGUUGGUUUGGCACCGUCACAAGUACAAAAACAAGUUGCUCCCUUAUUGGACAUGUUGGAAUCAAUGAUUCAAAAGAAGAAGAAGGAUCAAUUGGAAGCUACCAGUGAUUCAGACAAGCCAAAGGACUUUUUGGACUUUUUGUUGUCUAUGAAUACCGAUGGUGAUGGGAAAUUCACUCACGAUGAAAUCAUUGACGAGUGUGUCACCUUUUACUUGGGAGCACAAGGAACAACACCCGGAACACUCGGCUUCUUGAUCUACGAACUAUCCCUCAAUCCAGAACUGACUCAACGUCUCCAAGAAGAACUGGAUGAAGAACUGGGUGCUGAUGGAAACGGAGUUGUGACUACUGAACUCAGAUCAAGGCAAACACUUACUCAGUCUAAUGCAUUCUUGUUCUCUUUAUGUAUGUUUUUGUUUCGGCCACUAACUCCGCCUUCCGAUUUUUCCAGACUCUUACACAACAUUGUCCAAGAAUCUCUCCGUCUACAUCCAAGUUUCAACCCCGCCACACGUAUUGCCCUUGAAGAUACAAUGAUUCUGGGCCACAAGAUUGCCAAAGGGACAAACAUACGAGUCUUUCCUAUGGCGGUACACCAAAACAGUGCUUCGUGGAAUGAUCCAACUAGAUUUGAUCCUGAUCGAUGGAAUCAGGGAGCACAUAUUGCGGGCAGUUUCUUGCCUUUUGGAGAUGGGAUUUAUCAUUGUAUCGGCAAAGGAAUUGCACAAUCUCUGUUAAAGACUAUCGCUGCUGGAUUGUUUUACAAGUACACGCCAAGACUCAUGGAUCCAAAUAUUCAAGUCAAGACCAACUUGAAUUCUACAUCUAUUCAUAACCUCAUGGUUGAAUUUGUGCCUCGUCGCUGA